Myripristis murdjan (pinecone soldierfish) is the source of this 2150-nucleotide messenger RNA. RefSeq lists its product as uncharacterized. Gene Ontology annotation, biological process: cell surface receptor signaling pathway; immune response. NCBI's taxonomy places the organism in Eukaryota, Metazoa, Chordata, Actinopteri, Holocentriformes, Holocentridae. Gene Ontology annotation, cellular component: external side of plasma membrane. The record is from RefSeq and is a predicted model, not a curated record. Gene Ontology annotation, molecular function: transmembrane signaling receptor activity. The transcript has 13 exons. The coding region runs from base 304 to 1785 and encodes 493 amino acids.
UGUUGUCUCCCAUCUGAUAUCCUCCAUGAUACUGAAGUGUUUGACCAGCUGAAGGCAGACUGCAGUCUCCUGGCUCUUGCUGCUGUUCGUCAUGUUGUUCUCCCUGCUUGCGGUAACCAUAGAAGCAAAGACCCAGGAUUCCUAGUGAUUCCUUGUGAAUCGAGCAUGCGCAGACGUGACUGAAUAUUCUGAAGUGACUGUUGAGGGGAAAAAAAAAAAAAAACCCUCACCCAGAGAGAGGAAGGGGGCGGGCUUUACUCAGAUCAAAUUCAAAGUGUUGAUCUCAGUUCGCCAGACUGAAGCAUGGAGGGCACAACUCUACCACGGCUGCUCCUGCUGACGGUGUGGCUGUGCUGCAGGCCCAGCAGAGCCUCCCUGACUCUCAGGCCCAGCAGAGCUCAGCUGUUUGAUGGUAAGUCUCUUCAUCUGAGCUGUGAGGAAGACUCUGCUGGAUGGACGGUGAAGAGGAACACGACAAAAAAACCCACAAAAGAUUGUGGAGACACCUGGGGAAAACCAGAGGGUUCCUCCUGUGUGAUCAGUUUAACAAUCCCAGAAGACAGUGGAGUUUACUGGUGUGAGUCCAGAGAGGGAGCAACCAGCAACACCGUCACCAUCACCGUCACUGUUGUGAUCCUGCAGAGUCCUGUCCUUCCUGUGAUGGAGGGAGCUGCUGUGACUCUGAACUGUACAACCAGGACUCCCUCCAACCUCCCAGCUGAUUUCUAUAAAGAUGGCUCCCUCAUCAGGACUGAGUCUACAGGACAGAUGACCAUCCACCAUGUUUCCAAGUCUGAUGAAGGGCUCUACCACUGCAACAUCUCUGGUUAUGGACCGUCUCCACCCAGCCGGCUGGCUGUGGCAGUGCAACCCACGACUACAACUCCUCCUCCUGCCUCCUCUCCUCAAGUUUCAACUACACGCUCCAGCUCCUCUCCUCUGCCCCUCCGGUGGAUCCUUGGAUCUGCCUGUGGUCUGGUUCUCCUGGUUCUCCUGGUUCUCCUGGUUCUCCUGGUUCUCCUGGUGGUUUUGGUGCGGUACGUCUGCAGGAGAUCCAAAGGUGAGGGUGUGAAGCUGGCAGCUGAUGACAUCACAUACAGUGACAUCAGAAUAACACAUGACUCACAGCGACCAAUCACACGGAGGAAAGACUGUGCUCCUGGAGCUGCAGACGUCACUUAUGGACAAGUCGCCAUCAAACCACGCGGGAGGAAAGACUGUGUUCCUGGUUCAGUUUCCUCAGAGGUGAGAGGAGCUGCAGACGUCACUUAUGGACAAGUCGUCAUCAAACCACACAGGAGGAAAGUCCUCAAAGCUCAACCUGGAGACGAUGUCACCCUGAGCUGUCAGGCUCCUGAUGGUGUCGACAUCGCAGUGGUACAGUGGAGCAGAAAGGACAUGAAGAAAGAAUAUGUCGUCUGCUACCGAGACAGGCACAUUGACUCAGUCAAACAGCAUCCAUCUUUUAAGAACCGAGUGGAGCUGAAAGACAAAAACAUGAUGAACGGCGAUCUGUCUGUGAUUCUGAAGAACGUGACGAAGGAGGACAGUGGAACAUACGAGUGUCGCUUUACAGCUGCUGGUGCCAAACAGAAGAGAUCCAUUAAAGCUCCUCCCAUCAGCACCAUCAGGCUGGAGGUUGUAAAUCCAGACUGUGUUCCUGGUUCAGUUUACUCAGAGGUGAGAGGACCUGGAGACAUCACUUAUGGACAAGUCGUCAUCAAACCCCACAGGAAGAAAGGCUCUCCAUCAGAACCACAGGUUUUGUACGCUUCGUUGAAGUAGACCAGUUCAACCACUGAUGUCCAACUGGUGGUCCACGGGCUGCAGCUGGACCCUCAGAUCCUCAAAGUGACCUGCAGUACAUCUGUUUAUUUAUUCUGCAUGUUGCAUGUAAAGAUAUCUGUAGUGGAGCAAACCCAUUAAAAUAUGGAGCUGAAUCCUCCGAUUGUUCACAUGCUUUUGUUUUGACCUCAGGAGUUUCUGCUGUUAAUUUGCACAACCUCAUGAUGAGCUUUUUUGAUAUGUGGUUACAUACAUUCUGUUGAACAGGAUCUGGGGAUAAUUGUCAGUUUUAUGUUUAAUUUAAUUUAAAUGUUGCUGUAGUGACCCAACCUCCCACAUGGUCAAAGUUGAAUCUUAUUUGUCUU